GGGAUUAAGGGGCUGGCGGGGGAUUACGUAGCUGCUGCGGCUCCCGGCACGGAGCUCCCUCCCGGCACGGCUGCUCCUCGGGGCACGGAGACACACUGCACCCGUGGGUGCCCACCGGCAAGGGUCUGCGGCAGGUUUUUGGCCGCCCGCCCUGCACUGGAGAGCCCUGACAGCACCCGGCAGCAGAAGCAACGUUCCUGGGGCACAGGCAACCGGGGUCACCCGGGGCUCGGCCCCACAGCGGCAGAGUGCCCAGCCCAGCAGCAUGGCAGGGGCUGUGUGGGACCCCCCCCGGGGCAGCAGGAAGGGCAGAGAACCCCCGCACCCCACCGGCCGGUCCCCUUGCUGAUGGUUGGCACGUGGAGGAUGGGGCCCUGGGCUUUCCCAUGGAUGACGCUUUGGCUCUUCUGCCUCCUGCCCUCUGCCAGGGCCCAGACGAAGAUCCCACUGGAGAUUGUGAAGUCUUGGGCAGAUGCCUUCAGUGGGGAGCUGUACUCUGUUGUGACUAAGUAUUCAGGCUCUCUCCUGUUGCAGAAGAAGUACAAAGAUGUGGAGCCAACUCUGAAGAUCAAAGAGGUGGAUGGCUUGGAGCUGGUGAAGAAGUUCUCAGAGCAGAUGGAAAGCAUGCUCCGUAGGAAGGUCGAAGCCGUUGAGAGGUUGGUGGAAGCAGCAGAAGAUGCAGAUCUGAACCAUGAGUACAACUCCUCACUGAAGUUUGAUUACUAUAACUCUGUCCUGAUUAAUGAGAAGGAUGAAAAUGACAAUUACGUGGAUCUUGGAGAUGAAUUCAUUUUGGAGCCAAAUGAGCAUUUCAAUAACCUGCUGGUGAACACAACAUACAGUGAUAUCCAGCUUCCCACCAACGUCUACAACAAAGACCCUGACAUUCUGAAUGGCGUUUACAUGUCAGAAGCCUUGAAUCCUAUUUUUGUGGACAACUUCGAAAGGGAUCCCACGCUGACCUGGCAGUACUUCGGCAGCUCCACUGGAUUCUUCAGGCUCUACCCAGGAAUAAAGUGGUUACCAGAUGAGAAUGGAGUCAUCUCCUUUGACUGCAGGAAUCGUGGCUGGUACAUCCAAGCAGCCACCUCUCCCAAGGACAUUGUCAUCAUUGUGGACGUCAGUGGGAGCAUGAAGGGCCUGCGGAUGACCAUUGCCAAACACACCAUCACCACCAUUUUAGAUACUCUGGGAGAAAACGAUUUUGUCAACAUCAUUGCAUAUAAUGAUUAUGUUCAUUUUAUUGAACCCUGUUUUAAGGGCAUCCUGGUCCAAGCAGACAGAGAUAACAGAGAGCACUUCAAGCAGCUGGUGGAUGAACUGCAGGCAAAAGGAGUGGGGACAGUGAACAAGGCUUUGACAGAGUCCUUCAAAAUCCUGAGGGAGUUCAGAGACGCUGGUCAAGGAGGCUUGUGUAACCAAGCUAUCAUGCUGAUCACAGACGGAGCAGUGGAGGAUUACGAAGCUGUGUUUGAAAAAUACAACUGGCCAGAUCGGAAGGUCCGGGUUUUCACUUACCUCAUUGGACGGGAAGUCACUUUUGCCCCCAACGUGAAAUGGAUUGCCUGUAACAACAAAGGCUACUACACUCAAAUCUCAACGCUGGCGGAUGUUCAGGAAAACGUGAUGGAGUACCUGCAUGUGCUCAGCCGUCCCAUGGUCAUCAACCACGACCAUGACAUUAUUUGGACCGAAGCCUACAUGGACAGUGCGCUCUUUGCAUCUCAGGCUCAAAGUCUGUUGCUCAUGACAACAGUGGCUAUGCCAGUCUUCAGCAAAAAGAACGAGACGCGAUCUCAUGGUAUCCUCCUGGGUGUGGUGGGCUCUGACGUACCACUGAGGGAGCUGUUAAAACUUGCUCCACGGUAUAAGCUGGGUGUCCAUGGAUACGCCUUUCUUAACACCAACAACGGAUACAUCCUUUCACACCCAGACCUCCGUCCUUUGUAUAAAGAAGGAAAGAAACUGAAGCCUAAGCCAAACUACAACAGUGUAGAUCUCUCAGAAGUGGAAUGGGAAGACCAGGAUGAAAUACUGAGAACUGCCAUGAUCAAUGGGGAAACAGGCUACCUCUCUAUGGAUGUGAAGGUCCCUGUGGAUAAAGGGAAACGAGUUCUCUUCCUCACCAAUGAUUAUUUCUUCACGGACAUCAGUGACACACCCUUCAGCCUGGGUGUUGUACUGUCCAGGGGACACGGGGAGUACAUUCUGCUGGGGAACACUUCAGUGGAAGAAGGUUUGCAUGACCUGCUCCAGCCAGACUUGUCUUUAGCGAAUGAAUGGAUUUACUGCAUCACUGACAUUGAUCCAGACCACCGGAAACUCAACCAGCUGGAAGCUGUGAUCCGUUUCCUCACCGGAGAGGAGCCUGACCUGGAAUGUGAUGAGGAGUUGGUCCAGGAAGUGCUGUUUGAUGCAGUGGUUACUGCACCCAUGGAGGCCUACUGGACAACAUUAGCCCUCAAUAUGUCCGUGGAGACUGAGACAGGUAUUGAGAUGGCAUUUCUGGGCACUCGGGCUGGACUCAUGAGGAGUGCCCUAUACGUGGGCUCUGAGAAAAUUUCCAACAAGAAAUUCCUGACACAGAAGGACAAGGAAAGCAUCUUCACUAUGGACCACUUCCCUCUGUGGUACCGCCGGGCCGCCGAGCAUCCCUCCGGGAGCUUCAUCUACAGCAUUGUGGCAGAAGACGAUUCAGAGGGAGGUGGCCUACCAAAAGUGGUGACAGUGAGCACAGCUGUGGCUGUGUCUGUGGAUGGGAAGAUGGGUAUUGCUGCAGCUGUGGGUGUGCAAAUUAAGCUGGAGUUGCUCCAACGCAAGUUUUGGAUGGCCAUGCAACAGCCCAAUGACACUGAUUGUAGUGCCUUCGAUGGUGCCUGCCCACUAAGCUGUCAGGAUGAUAUACUGAAUUGCUUCCUCAUUGAUAACAAUGGCUUUAUACUUGUUUCCAAAAGACUUGCAGAGACUGGAAAAUUUUUGGGUGCAGUGGAAGGCUCAGUAAUGACCCAGCUGCUAAACAUGGGCAUGUUCAGGCGGGUGACCAUGUAUGAUUAUCAAGCAAUGUGCAAAGUACCCUACCACCACCACAGUGGAGCCCGGCCUCUGCUCAGCCCAAUUUAUGCCUUUCUAGCUGCAGUGAAAUGGCUGAUAAGUGAUUUCCUCAUCUUCCUUUUGGAGUUUAACAUGAGUAGCUUCUGGCACUCAGACAACCUGGCAGAUGCCAAGGCUGUCUUCCAUCACUCUCACAGGCACAAGAAGCACGACACCUUGCAGCCCUGUGACACCGAGUACCCCGUUUUCGUGUAUGAGCCGGCCAUCAAGGAGACCAAUGGGCUGAUUGACUGUGGAGAUUGCCAAAAGAUGUUUGUGGCACAGCAGAUCACCAACAGUAACCUGCUGCUCCUCGUCACAGAUGCUGUCUGCGACUGCAGCAUCUUCCCACCUGUCCUGCUGGAUGCAAAAGAGGUCAAAUAUAACGCUUCAGUGAAGUGUGAACGGAUGCGGUCCCAGAAGCUGAGGCGGCGGCCGGACGCGUGCCACGCGUUUCACCCUGAGGAAAAUGCCCAGGACUGCGGUGGCACUGCCGAGCUGUCUGUCUCACCGAUGCUGCUCCUUCUGCCCCUGGUGCUGCUCCUGCGGUGACACCGCCUGCAAAGCGCCUUACGCGGCAGAGAACCGGGAGGACUGGGCUUCUGCUGGCCCGAGCGGCAGGAGGGGAGGAGGUGGGGGCGCAGGCCAUCCUGGGGUGCCCACUGCAGCUCCCUGGGGAGACAGAGUGUUACCGACGUGGCACAGUGCAUCCUGCAUCCUUCACCACAGGGUCCAGCGUGGUGCCGAUC
This is a messenger RNA of Falco peregrinus (peregrine falcon), 3839 nucleotides long. It is a transcript of the gene CACNA2D4, whose product is annotated as calcium voltage-gated channel auxiliary subunit alpha2delta 4. The transcript has 39 exons. Gene Ontology annotation, cellular component: voltage-gated calcium channel complex. Lineage: Eukaryota; Metazoa; Chordata; Aves; Falconiformes; Falconidae. The record is from RefSeq and is a predicted model, not a curated record. The coding region runs from base 349 to 3642 and encodes 1097 amino acids. Gene Ontology annotation, molecular function: voltage-gated calcium channel activity.